Molecule: messenger RNA, 1584 nt
Organism: Aspergillus candidus
Lineage: Eukaryota; Fungi; Ascomycota; Eurotiomycetes; Eurotiales; Aspergillaceae
Product: MFS general substrate transporter
Exons: 3
Coding region: 1-1467 (488 amino acids)
Biological process (GO): transmembrane transport
Cellular component (GO): membrane
Molecular function (GO): transmembrane transporter activity
Source: RefSeq, a predicted model, not a curated record
AUGGAUGCCACCCAAGAUGGCCCUAUCGCGUCCAAAUACCCCAUUGCAGCACAGGCACAAGCGUCCAGCGAGGAUGUCGUUGACCAGCUGUCCAGUCACGGAUCAAUGCGUGCAAUCGAGCGAAGUCUCGUCCGGAAACUGGACCUGACGUUAAUGCCGAUGCUGUGGCUUCUGUACAUGCUCAAGAAUCUGGAUAAAUUCAACAUCUCACAGGCAAAGCUCAGCUCCCUUGAAGACGACCUUGGUAUGCACGGCACGCAGUACAACACCGUCGUGGCAAUGGCCACGGUCGGGUACAUCCCGAUGAUGAUCCCGAGCAAUAUGCUGAUUACGCGUGUCCGCCCCUCGCUGUAUCUGUCGACCUUUGCCACGCUGUGGUCCAUUAUCGCGACCACCAUGGCCGCCUGCGAGACCUACUCCCAAAUGGCGGGGACGCGCUUCCUGCUCGGUCUGUUCGAGGCGCCCUUCUCCCCCGGCGCGCUGUGGCUCAUGUCGUGCUGGUACACGAAGCAGGAGCUGGGGCUGCGCGUUGCGGUGAUGCACUCGGGCUCGAUCAUGGCGUCGUCGUUUGCCGGGCUGAUCGCUGCGGGCGUGUACUCCAAACUCGAGGGCCACAGAGGCCUCGGCGGCUGGCGGUGGCUGUUUAUUAUCGAGGGGACGGUCAGUCUGGGAGCCGCUCUGAUCUCGUUUUUUCUCCUCCUCGAUACACCAAAGACGACAACGGGGGCGGUGCGGUGGGUGCUCAACGAGGAGGAAAGGCGGUUGGCCGUCGAGCGCAUUGAGCAGGACCAGGUGUCGAACCAGAAGUCGAACCAGUCGGUCUGGUAUGGGUUGCAACUCGCGAUUCGGGACCCUCGCGUGUGGGUCUUGAGCUUGAUCGCCUGCACACAGGGCUCAACAACCGGGUACGCCAGCUUCUACCCGGCAAUGGUGGAGGGGAUGCACAUCGGCGGCACCGUGGUCACGCUCCUGUGCACAGUACCACCGAGCAUGCUGAGCGCGGUCGUCCAGCUCGUGGUCGCCUGGCUGAGCGACCGGUUCCGCGACCGCAGCGCGCCCAUCGCGGCGUCCAUGGUGUUGAUGAUCAUCGGCUUGGCCGUCGAUAUGGGCACGACCCGCUCCGCGAUCCGCUACUUUGCCUCGUUCCUCUACAUCACCGGCAGCGAUGCCGUCUUUUCCAUCCCGCGUGCGUGGGUGGCCACGGCCGCCAGUCAGACGUCGGAGGAACGGUCGUGUGCGGCGGCGAUUGUCGAGGUCAUGAGCGCCCUCAGCUACAUAUGGAGUCCUUACUUCUUUCGCAACGAGGACGCCCCACGGUAUCGACCGGGGAUGAUCAUCCUGAUUGUGUUUGCCGUGGCGUGCAUUUUCUGCGCUGGGCUAAUGCGGUGGAUUUUGUGGAGGGAUAAUCGCAAGAUGCUUGCGAGAUACCAGGGCACUGGACAGAUGCCGGUCUUACAUAUUUUGUGAGGGUGCUGUCUGUUGGACAGGUGGACUCUAGUUUGGAUGAUUCCAGUCCACGUCGCAGACCGGCUGAAUAGAUAUCUGAUGUUUUGUGGGAAGUGCACGAUGAUAGCUGGGAGUAUG